UCAGCAAAAGCCAUCAAUUUUCCAUUUUGCUGACUUUAGGAUCAAACAAGAAAGGGAAUAGGCAUUUUCCUUGCACUUUUACUUUUAAAGAAAAUUCCCACUGUUUUGCUUUCCCCAAUUAAAUGGCCACAGAGAACAAAAAAGAAGAAAAAAACGACCUGUAAUCAAAUGGUGAAGGGUACAUCUAACGACCAGUUGGACGACUGAGAUUGAAUGUUUGUGGACUAUAUUUAUCAGUGGCGAAUAUUGGGAAAAGAAUUACGGAAGCGAAAAAUGGAAAACAAACCAGAGCCAGCAACUUCGCCUUCGACACGAAGAACCCAUUCAAAAUUUCCUCUUCUUCGCUUCAUUUUUUUAUGGGUCGUUUUGAGAUUCCGACAUACACUUUCCUGCUUUUCCCAAUCGAGAAAAAAGACAGUGACUUUUGCGUCAGUUUCACCACCAUUGAGUCACAGAGAAAAGCGCGUCUUUGUUAGACCCCUUUAGUAUUUAAACAGCAGCCUCGCCUCUUGGGACUCGGAGUAUGACUUGUGAGAUCUUUCUUGGCCUCACUUUCUUGUCUACACUCUGAGACUGUUGUGUUCUGGUAUUGUCAUUCUCGUACUUGAGCUGGUUUCAAGCUUGAGUUUAGAAUCCUGAAAAAACACAGAGAAAGAGAGGAAGGUAGAAAGUUAGAAACUUUGGGGGGUUGCAUUGAAUUUCCUCUUUGGUGUAAUUAGUUUCCUUUUUGUUCUUGAGAUCCACGAAAUGGGUAUCAAUCCUCAGGAAGCGAUCAAGAAGCUCACUGCUCUGAUGGAUCAAGUUGAUCUGCCAUUGAAGAAAUCCUUUAAGAAUGUUCAUCAAGGAUUCUUAAUUGAAACACUGGAGCGUUUCCUCAAGGCACGAGAGUACGAUGUUGGGAAAGCCCAUAAAAUGCUGGUGGACUGUUUAAAAUGGAGGGUGGAAAAUCAGAUUGACAAGAUACUAGUGAAGCCUAUAGCUCCUGUCGAUGUCUACAGGCAAGUUCGGGAUUCACAGCUCGUAGGGCUCUCGGGCUACUCCAAAGAGGGACUCCCCAUUUUUGCCAUUGGUGUUGGACUCAGCACAUUAGACAAAGCAAAUGUGAACCACUAUGUGCAGUCACACAUACAAAUCAACGAGUAUCGGGAUCGCGUUAUUCUGCCUACUGCAUCGAAAAAGCAUGGGCGGGCUAUCACCACAUGUGUGAAGGUUUUAGAUAUGACUGGUUUGAAGCUGUCGGCACUCAGCCACAUAAAGUUAUUGACAAUUUUAUCAACCAUUGACGAUUUGAACUACCCAGAGAGGACAACUGCUUACUACAUUGUGAACGUACCUUAUGUCUUUUCAUCCUGUUGGAGGGUUGUCAAACCUCUCUUACAUGAAAGGACAAGGAGAAAAGUUCAUGUCUUACCAGGCUGUGGAAGAGAUGAGCUGCUGAAGAUAAUGGAUCAUUCAUCUCUCCCACAUUUCUGCAAAAUGGAGAGCUCUGUGUCCUCCCGAUCAUCGGCUCAUCAUGGAAGCAAAAAUUGCUAUUCCUUGGAACACCCUUUUCACCAAGGGCUAUACAACUACAUCAAGCAGCAAACCUCGAUGACUGAACCUGUUGAGCCAAUGAGAAAGGGAUCUUUUCAUGUUAAUCUCCAGGUGCCUUCAUCAAAAAGCAAAGGGACUGUUAAAACUAUUGAAUCUGAGUUACGCAAGUAUGGGAACCGGCUUUCUGAAACACUAACUGAACUCGAAAUAAUGUAGUGAUUGAAGCAAAGGCAACUUUUGAGAUUGACUUCUUUCAUCAAUGGUACCUAUUCCUUCAUUGAGGAGAUCGUGGAAAGGAAAAAUCUGGUUAUACUGAUCCCUAACAAUAUAACUCUAAGGACCGACCCCAGUUUCAUGAUGGCGGCAUCCAAUGUCUUGUUGAUAUUAACCACUAGAGCAAUUGAGAUUUGAGAGGCAUAUAUAUGAUGUAUCUUUAAAUGUUCCUGGUCGUAAUAUAAAGUUAGCCUCUUAAUAUAUAGCCUUUUCAUGGCUAAAUUUA
This is a messenger RNA of Momordica charantia (bitter melon), 2032 nucleotides long. RefSeq names its product phosphatidylinositol/phosphatidylcholine transfer protein SFH12. NCBI's taxonomy places the organism in Eukaryota, Viridiplantae, Streptophyta, Magnoliopsida, Cucurbitales, Cucurbitaceae. The record is from RefSeq and is a predicted model, not a curated record.